UCCAUUGGCGCUGAGGAUCUUCUCCCGGUGCGUCCCGCCUAGCCUACUUUAUACACUUAUUUGUUGUCCACACCUACCGAAGCGCAUCUUCCGGCCGCAGGAACACUUUUCCCCGUCAGCCGCGAAAUAUAUGGAGCGUGCAGUAGUCUGGACGCGGAUUUAACGUGUCCAUGAUCGAGUCGAUAUGGUUGUUCGGCUGGCUAGUCAUGUAAGUGCUUUGGUGAUUGAUAUAGUAUAGGUGGUGUAUCUCCUACCAUUGUUUCCCUGCCGUUGACUCUGUUCCUUUCUUUAAUUGCACAAGCCUGUCAUGCCAGUAUCACACGUAGGGUUGACUGUUUCUCACAUCCCCUCUGCGUGCUCCUUUUUCCUCUCAGCACUCCAACCUCUAGGAUACAAAUACAUCGGCAACCAAGGCGACUCCAUCGGUUUCGGCACCGACGACGCUGAUUUUUUCCUAAGUCCUGAGGCACCAGGUGUCAACCGUAGCAAUUCACAUGUGGCAUUUUCCGCGACCAGCAAAGCGGCGGUGAGGGAUUUUUACGCAGCUGCUCUCACCGCUGGCGGUCGACCGAAUGGUGCUCCUGCUUUCAGAGGCUGUAAUGACUGUAUCUUCAAUGCUGCUGUUUUGGAUCUCGAUGGCAAUAGUAUCGAGGUCAUCUAUCAUCAAUUCGACGACGAAGAUGCAUACACUACGAUCACUGGAGGUAGCCGUGUUCUGGAUUGGAGGGAACGGAUUGUAAAUGAUUUGGAAGACGAAGACAGAACGACCUUCGUCUCCGCAAGAAGCCAAUAUGAGACCGAGGAUAAGUUCUCACCGAGCAUCGCCAAAAGUACCUCGAUGCCUGCAGUUCCAGCGGCAUCAUCAAGCUCGAGCUCCAACUCUGGUAUCCACAUCACUGGUAAAGCGAUCAUCGGCACCAUACUCGGAGCGGCAGCCGGUGCAGCAGUUGCUUAUGCCAUGGUCAAGAGCGAGCAGGACAGUGCGCAACAAGAAGCAGAGUUCGCUGAUAAGAUGGCUCGGAAGUCUUCAUCAAGAAGAGUAGCGAGUAAGCUACCCUGUAUUGUCUACCCUGGUCAAGCUUCUCAGACAAACAAGGCGAAGACCGUAUCAAGCUCAUCGACAAUGAACAAGAAUGCACCAGUAGACAGACUGCCCAAUGAUGCGACUGAGGAUGUACAGGCUCGACCAAGAACCAAGGUACACCGCAACUAUAGCACCACGGAGUCGAUCGUUGCUUCUAGAGUCAUGGAAGAGUUCGGCGACAAUGACGCCGAAAUUCCUCUCCGACCACAAAAGCCUCGCUCAUUGCGAGCCAUAGACGCUGCUAUGAAGCCACGAUCGAUAGACUCAAGGACUCAUCACAAAGAUUCCUACCUCUCUUUAUCACCCACUUUGAGAGACGAGAAGAAGUCCGAGGCAGUCUACGUUCCAGCUUCCCAAGCUCUGAUCCAGACUCCUCCCAAAAUACGCCAUGGUGUCCCAUCGGUGAUAUCGCCAGGAAGACAGAUUGAAUACGUACCAGCAUCUUUGGUUGUUCAACGGCCUACUAUCUUUUCUCGUCGCGCAGUCACAUCUCCUGCUUCCAUAUGCCAUACAAAUCGCCAGAUUGGAUAUUCUCCGGCACAAGCUCAGGAGAACCCGUCGCAGGAUCUUGUAGUCGUACGUCGGGAUAGCGCAAUGAGCAUGCACUCAACACACUCGAAUAAGAGCAGACAUGGUCAGUCGUCUCAAAGAGAAUCCCCUAGAACUCACCACGGUGAGCGCCAGGAUAUGUCUCCCGAUCGAGCCAGUAGACACUCUCACCGAUCUAACAAGCAUCAAGACUAUUCAGUCGUGAGCCGACGGAGUGAACACAGGACAGGCUCACCAGAUCGGUUGAACAGACACCGCAAUCCAUCGAGUCAUCAUUCAGCUGUGUCUAAGAGGUCUUCUAGACAUGGAUCCAGCGCCCACAGGGAUCGAUCACCUUACGAUGGGUCUGAUGCGAGCACCAUCAAAGCAAGCCAAGUCAAUAGAUCGCACCGUCACUCUGCAGCAGAUCUGCCUCUGCCAGUCUCGAGGAAGACAUCUGUGGUUUCUGCCGCAGAGUACGCUUUGCUGGAAUCCCGAAGCACUUUCAUUGCCUUAGGUGCGGAUAUGCCGCCCCGGGCAUCUAGAAGGCCUUCACUGGUCUCAGCCAUGGAGAGAUCUCUUCCUUCAUCUAGAGCUGCCUCGACAACAUCGGCCCAUCAAAUUCCUCUGCCCGACUCUCGAACAGGUAGCAUCAUCAGCGGCAUCCUGGGUCGUCGAGUCUCAGGACAUACAUCAGAAGAGCGAUCGGCGGCUGAUAUACCAUUGCCAGAGUCGCGCAAGACUAGUCUGGUGGGCAGUCUUCUCUGCAAGGAUCCUAUACCUCGCAUCGAUGAUCUCGAGACAGUGGCUCCAGAGGACAGUAUCUCUUGCGUUGCAUCCCGCCAUACUCGUCACGAGCGAAGUCCUUCUCGUCAUCGGGAGCAUAGUCAUGACCGUGAGUCCCGGGAAACUGACCAAAGUAAGAGGCAUAGACAUAGAUCACUACGCGGUGAAGGCUCGAGACGAUCAAGCAGACAGUCAGAGUCUGGGCGUGAUUCCACCACCAAGCCGUCGAGAGGUACUAGACAUAGUGCCGCCAGUCUGCCCAUUCACGGUAGAAGCAGAACAGGGAUCGAGAGAGAUGAGAAGCGAGGACAAAGAAGUUCCGUCAGUGUAGCUUUUGGAGGUCGCUGAAACGAGACCAGUUCAUAUGUCUUCUAUUGUUCUUCUAGUACUGAAAUGAGUGAUUGUCGUAUCGUUUUUGCUGCUAUACUCGCAGCUGAAUUCGAUGAGUUGCUCUCGCCAAUUCUAUUCAAUUACGGAAUACAUGAGGACA
Aureobasidium subglaciale EXF-2481 is the source of this 2888-nucleotide messenger RNA. RefSeq lists its product as uncharacterized. NCBI's taxonomy places the organism in Eukaryota, Fungi, Ascomycota, Dothideomycetes, Dothideales, Saccotheciaceae. Bases 308 to 2746 code for a protein of 812 amino acids. The transcript is spliced from 2 exons. The record is from RefSeq and is a predicted model, not a curated record.